This is a messenger RNA of Brettanomyces bruxellensis, 672 nucleotides long. RefSeq lists its product as uncharacterized. Gene Ontology annotation, cellular component: cytosol. The record is from RefSeq and is a predicted model, not a curated record. NCBI's taxonomy places the organism in Eukaryota, Fungi, Ascomycota, Pichiomycetes, Pichiales, Pichiaceae. The transcript has a single exon. Bases 1 to 672 code for a protein of 223 amino acids.
AUGGGACUUUCAGAGGACUUGAUCCAAUCAUACAGCUCUACUUUCCAAAAGGCUGUAGAUCAUCCUUUAGUAAAGGAAUUAUGUGCAGGCACAUUAUCGAACAAGGCAUUGUAUGUUUACCUCACACAGGAUACCAAGUAUUUCCGCUUGUACAUACAAAUAAUUUUAAAGACAGCAUUUUUGUGUGAUUCGGAUGAUGCAAAAAUUGGCUUCGGCAAACAAAUCGGGUUCAUCAGCAAUGAUGAAAAUACAUAUUUUGACAAGGCUAUACAAUUUUUGUUGGACAAAGAUCCAAGUCUCGGACAGAAAUACAAUCCAAAAACAUUUAUGCCUGAUGAAGUUCAGGCUUACAUCGAUAUGCUUACCAAACUAUCGGCCAGACUCGAAACAUACAGUUAUGCUCAACUAGUCACUUAUCUAUGGACGACUGAGAUAAUAUACUUGAAAUGGGCAAAGAAGGCAAUGCAGACGGAAGGUGCAGUUGCUGAAAAUUUGCAUUGGAGAUACAAGGAAUGGAUUACCUUACAUUGCGCGGAUAACUUCGAAGCGUAUGUCGACUUUCUUCAAAAUGAGGUCGAUCGACUCGUCGAUAGAGAUGAGGUGGAUUCCAUAUUCAGGAAGACUGUUGAUAUGGAGUAUGGCUUUUUUGAAGCAUGCUAUAGAAACAGAUGA